This is a messenger RNA of Guyanagaster necrorhizus, 258 nucleotides long. RefSeq lists its product as uncharacterized. The record is from RefSeq and is a predicted model, not a curated record. The transcript has a single exon. The annotation marks the transcript as partial. Lineage: Eukaryota; Fungi; Basidiomycota; Agaricomycetes; Agaricales; Physalacriaceae.
AUCAAGCUUACACUGAGUGAUUCACAGAUGAUUCACAUCACUGGAGCUACUACAGCAGCCAAUAUGUGGAAGCAGCUGAAGUUAGUGAAGGAAGCUAGAGGAAAGUUGGGGAUACCCUUAUUUCAUUGUCAUCUCUAUCAUACUACUGCAGAUGAAUCUACUGAUAUUAUAGAGCAUGUAACUGAAAUGCAACACAUCCAGGAGGAGUUAGAAAUGCUAGGGAGUCAUGUUUUGGAUAUGGACCUCUCAGUCUCUUGA